Cicer arietinum (chickpea) is the source of this 777-nucleotide messenger RNA. RefSeq lists its product as uncharacterized. The record is from RefSeq and is a predicted model, not a curated record. NCBI's taxonomy places the organism in Eukaryota, Viridiplantae, Streptophyta, Magnoliopsida, Fabales, Fabaceae.
UUAUUAAUCCACAAAAAUAAAAAGAGGGAAAAAGUUCAAAUCCCUAAUAUGAUGAAAAUAAAUUGAGAGAUGGAAAAGGGAGAAGAAGAAGAUCGUAGAAGAGAAGCAGCAAUUUCAUCAACACUUUCUCUUCAACCUAAUUUCAAUCCCAAAGGCGUUACUCAAGAUCAACUCUCAAAGUUUCGUGAAUUGCACAGGAAACGCUUACAACUAAAGUCAAAAUCAAAGUUUAAGACAAAAUCCAAAGAUGAAGCCAUUAAGAAGGCACAAGGUAAUGAUGUUUAUAGCAAGAAGAGUGGAGCACACGGAUUGAAAGUUGAUAACAAAGAACAAAGCCUCUUGAACAAUUGUGAAAACUAUGAUUCGAAAAUUGAAGACUCGAAGAGUGGUGCAUCUGUUCUUUACGCAUCAAAGAAGCCAAAAUUGCAUUGGGGGCUUGACACCAAGGAGAGGUGGGAGAGGAAAUCCAACAUGUAGAUAUCAACCAUGGAACUGCAAUGAGGAAUCCAUCAAAUAUUGUCAAAAUGUUUUGUAAAUUAAUAUUGUUGAGGAUAGUCCUUGAAGUGCUCAAGUUGUUGUGUGGCACUUGCCAGAGGACUACAUGAUAUGGGAACAUAGAUAUCUAUUUUUUGGGGCUUAAGUUGACAUGUAUAAUCAUGAUUCUCAUAUUAAGGUGUUAAAUAAUAGAGUUCUAUUUGGUAAUAUUAGCAUUAUCAACUCUGUAACCAAUCAAAAAAUGUCUUCAGACUAAUAGAAAGUUAAGAUUCUUUUGUUUUA